Molecule: messenger RNA, 1464 nt
Organism: Salvia hispanica
Lineage: Eukaryota; Viridiplantae; Streptophyta; Magnoliopsida; Lamiales; Lamiaceae
Source: RefSeq, a predicted model, not a curated record
AUGGCAGGUGAAUCGCCACAUGAGAUUGGCACUAUGCCAAUACUUGAGGCUUUCAAUGUGUACAGUAAUUCCUUAUGUGGAUCCAUUCCAUCUUCCUUAUUCAACAUAUCAACAAUGAAGACAUUAGCAAUUUCGUUCAAUGAGUUGUCUGGUACUCUUCCAUUAGAUUUGGGGAAUAAACUUCCCAAUCUUGAUACACUUCUUUUGUCUACUAACCUAUUCAGUGGCCCAAUUUCAAGUUCUAUCACUAAUGCUUCUAAAGUUAUCAUCUUGGACAUUACUAACAAUUCCUUUAGUGGCUCCAGACCCGACUUUGGUGAUUUGAAGCUUCUACAAGAACUUUACCUUUCGGAAAAUAUUUUGAGUGGAGCUGAAUUCCCAACUCAGGAAUUGACGUUUCUUUCCUCCUUAACUAAUUGUCAACAUUUAAAGAGGUUGGAAGUAUCAAGCAAUCCAAUGAAUGGCAUCUUACCCACUUCACUCGGGAAUUUUUCCUCAUCUGUUGAGUAUAUUGUCGCUUCAAACUGCAGUAUCAUGGGGGUUAUUCCGUUCGAAGUAGGAAACAUAAGAAGUUUGCUAAAUUUAUAUUUGAGCUAUAAUCAGCUGAGUGGUCUCAUUCCACCAACAAUAGGAAAAAUGAAGCAACUCCAAAAACUAUAUCUUAGUGACAAUCAAUUGGAGGGUUCUAUCCCCAACGACCUUUGUCGACUUUAUAAUUUGGGGGAGUUGAGCCUUCAUGGGAACAUGCUUAUGGGGGCAAUACCUGAAUGUUUGGGUGAUAUUAAAUCAUUGAGAGUGAUCUACUUAGGUUCCAACCAAUUGAAUUCAAGCAUCCCUCCUUGCUUGUGGAUUAUCACAGACCUUGUGAUUCUGAACUUGUCAUCCAAUCAUCUGAUCGCUCUUUGUGGUCCAGUAGAAUUUCAAGUUGCACCUUGCCCGGAAAAUCAUCAUGGAUCAUGGUUAAAGAAACUCAUUGUGUCAUCAGUGGUUUUAGUUGUCGUUGUCGUCAUUGUGAUGCUUACUCUCGUAAGAAUGCGUAAACAGAAAAAAGUAGCACUCUCUACUGAUAUUCCACCAUUAACUACUGAAUCAACACUUUCUGAUGGGUUGAAAGUUGCGGUUGAAGUCUUCAACUUGGAAUUGCAAGGAGUAACAAGGAGCUUUGAUGUUGAAGCUACUAUAUUGAGCAAACAGAGGCAUAUGAACAGAGUAUUUGAGCAAACAGCAGGCUGCAAAGAAACCCAGAGAUGUCUUCCUAAAAUGGUUGAAGAUUUCUACUUCAAAAUUAAAAGAUUAAACGAAAUCGCACCGAGGGAUAUAAAGCAAAGUAAGAUGAGCUAUUCAUGUGUUUUGACUGCAUACAAUGAAGCUGAUGGACUAACCAGAGAGAUUAGAAAGGCCAAAGAGAUAGUCUAUAAAUCAGAUGAGAUUUAUUCCAACUCUGCUUUCCAUCUGAGCUGUUGA